GACCUGCACCGCCGCCUGGACCAGGCCCGCUACACGCCGCCGCUCGAAGGGGCUGCCUUCCACUAUGGCUUCAACUCGGACUACCUGCAGAAGGUGGUCGCCUACUGGAGGAACCAGUUUGACUGGCGCAAGCAAGUGGAGAUCCUGAACAAAUACCCUCAUUUCCAAACCACCAUCGAAGGGAUCGAUAUCCAUUUUAUCCACGUGAAGCCUCCCCACGUCCCUCCCGGCCAGACUGUUUAUCCCCUGUUGAUGGUGCACGGCUGGCCCGGCUCCUUCUAUGAGUUCUACAAGAUCAUCCCUCUGCUCACGGAGCCGGCCCAGCACGGCCUAGGUGAGGACGACGUCGUGUUUGAGGUCAUCUGCCCGUCCAUCCCGGGCUAUGGCUUCUCAGAGGCACCUCACCAGAAAGGCUUUAACACCAUAGCAGCUGCUCGGAUAUUUCACAAGCUGAUGAAAAGGCUGGGCUUCAAGGAGUACUACCUACAGGGAGGAGACGCAGGGGCUCCGAUUACUACAAACAUGGCCCAGAUGCUGCCACAGUCUGUGAAAGGGCUUCAUCUGAAUUUUGUCUUCAACAUUGCACAUG
Molecule: messenger RNA, 589 nt
Organism: Tinamus guttatus (white-throated tinamou)
Lineage: Eukaryota; Metazoa; Chordata; Aves; Tinamiformes; Tinamidae
Source: RefSeq, a predicted model, not a curated record